Messenger RNA from Neoarthrinium moseri, 2394 nucleotides. RefSeq lists its product as uncharacterized. The record is from RefSeq and is a predicted model, not a curated record. The transcript has 2 exons. NCBI's taxonomy places the organism in Eukaryota, Fungi, Ascomycota, Sordariomycetes, Amphisphaeriales, Apiosporaceae. Bases 1 to 2394 code for a protein of 797 amino acids.
AUGCUCAACUUUGAGUCCCCGCCACCUUCGCCGAGGAGGAACUCGCCCAUUAUGGAAAAGGUAUCGAACCUCAUAUUACGGAAAUCAGACUCCUUCUCCAGCAUCCUAUCCAAGAAGGAAGAGGCUUUCCUUCCGAUGGCCCUGAAGCCGAAGCCGAAGUUCAGACUCAAGGCUCUGCUGAGUCAUUGUUUGUACCGCAGGGUGGUGAUCUGGACCCUCGUUGCAAUUGUCUUACUCUCGGUCACAUUAUUCAACCCACGGAUAGCGCACAGUCAUCGGAAUGUCUUAGAUCUUGUGCCUCUUGGCAAGGGCGAAAUACCAGAGAGCAAAGCCGCGAAGCUCGACAGCGGGGCUUCACUCCGGGUGCAAGAUAGCAUGAGACACGAAGAAAGCCCGAAAGACAGCAAAGAUGGUGAGAAGCAGGACGAGGGAGACUCGAGCGACGCCAAAGGCAGCAAGAAGAAGCCAAAAAAGAAUGGCCCGCAUUGGCUGGACUACAAGCAUUUGGACGGCUACUACAACGGCCUUCGUUCGUUAGUUUCGUUCUCGGAGUACAAGCCUGAGUAUCCCGUCCCGCCCGAGGCCGCCCACGCUACUGCAGAUGUGUCAUCUGUGCACAACACAAAGUUGCCCACGCCAACUCCUUACAGCCCCCAACCCGAUUAUGAUUCCAGCGAGUACAAGGCCAAAUACCACAAGGUCAACAAAUGCUAUCUGGAUCCCGAAGAUAAGGUACCAGUCCCGGAUGUCUGGGCAUACAGCGGCGUUCCCCAAGGCCAAGCCAAGCCAGCCCUAGGAUCAUACGACCUCUUUGGCUUACGAGAGGAUGUCUGUUUCGACAGAUUUGGUCGCUAUGGCCCCUACGGCCUGGGCUAUUCGGUGCAGGCUGGCGGCACCGGGGAGGGUACCGACACGGAGAACGAGGGCAGCAGCGUAAUCUGGGAGAAGAACGGACAGAUCGACUGGGAUGGCAUGGACUGGGCAGAUGCGCAGGAACGAUGCGUCAAGGCGAACGAGCACCGCUUCAACACCGGCAACGAGACACGAGAUGCUGAAACUACUGCACAGUCGCAAUUCAUGAAGAUUGAUCGUACCGCUGUCGUCAUCCGGACCUAUGUCGGCUUCAAGUGGACUGCCCACGCAUUGCUAAACUUCCGCGCCAUGAUUUCGGAGCUCAACAUUCGAUCUGGCGGCGAGUACGAUGUGCACUUCCUGCUACACGUCCGCGACCCCGAAACGCCAAUCUGGGCUGACCCCUCGACUGCUCAACGCGUGCUUGACGCCAAUGUACCUAAGGAAUUCCACGGCAUUUGCACCCUGUGGUCUGAGCCCCAGAUGAAACUGUACUACCCUGGUAGCUUCGGCGAGACCUUCGAGAAUCCCAGCAAUGGCGAUAUCCACGGUGUCUACCGCAGUGCCCAUAUGCCGCUGCAGCACUUCGCCAACCUGCACCCUGAGUACGCCCAUUUCUGGAAUUGGGAGAUGGACAUGCGCUGGGUCGGGUCCUACUACGAAUUGUUUGACCGCCUUGGGAAGUGGGGAGCAAAGCAGAGCCGUCAAGGUAUGUGGGAACGUGCAAGCAAGUACUACAUCCCAGAACUACACGGCAACUGGGACAACUUCACCGAACUGGUGGACCACGAAACGCGUUCAGCAGGCCGCCGACCCAUCAUGGGCCCCGUUAUUUUCGCUGGGAAAACGAACCUUCAGCACGGCGAGGAGGGUUUCAUGCCCGCGAGCUGUGCGACCGGCUUGGAUCCGAACAUGUGCGGCGUUGGGGAAGAUGCUGAUCUCAUCACUUUGAACCCGCUCUUCGACACCAACGAAUCCGGUUGGGUUUUCGCCAGUGAUGCCACCGGUUACGACCAGCGAUUCCAACAGCCUCCCCGUCGGUGUGCCAUCGUGACAGCAUCGCGUCUCUCGCGACGUCUGCUCUCUGUGAUGCACGAGGAGACUUGGCGUCUGCACCAUAGCAUGUUCAGCGAGAUGUUCCCGCCAUCGAUGGCGCUUCAUCACGGUCUGAAAGCUGUGUAUGCCCCGCAUCCUGUAUACCUCGACCGUGCUUGGCCCGUCGAGGCGAUUGAGAAGAACUUCAACGGCGGCCGCGACCACACAUCCGGCGGCCAUGGCAGCCCAUUCGAUCUGACCAACGAGCACAACCACAAGGGUACCUCCUGGUACUACAACAGUGAAUUUGCCGGUCUCUUAUGGCGCCGAUGGCUAGGAUAUCCUCAGUAUGACGGUCGUGGCGACGGCGGCGGCCGGGCAGGUGAAGGCACACUCCGUGGAGGCAGAGUCGAAGAGGCCGACAAAGAUAACUCCGGCCGACUGUGUUUGCGCAGCAUGCUGGUACAUCCUAUCAAGUGGGAAAACCCGGCCGAGUGGGAUAACUAG